GAGCGUCGGGUGAAUAGAGUGGGUUGAAAACAUAAAAUAAAAAAUGGCGAAACUCGGGCUGCAGUUUGGGCGUGAAAACGUCCCCCAGCGCGGGUUCGGUGUCGUUUAAUGAGCUGGAAGUUAUAAAGUUCACUUACGGAAACCUGCCGGAGAGGUCGGAUGAAGUCCGUCGAGACGCUCUGAGGGAUAUGGUUUUGGACAUGCUGACGUCUCCCCAAGAGCAGAGCCCUCCUCGUGUCACUCCGAUGAAGGAAGACAGCCGGAAUUCCCCGUCUGCCCUUUGUCCCAGCCACCGCAAUGGCCGUCUUCCUCAGGCUGUUCCUCACGCUCCUGUUUUACACUGCUCUGACGAUCCAGGAAGUUCCUCAGCAACCCAAAGUCCAAAGACGUUCAGGACGAGCCUCGGCGACGGAGCCGACCCUUCAGAGCAGAAACUGUACUCGGAUACAUUCGGCACGGAAAGACCGCAAGACGGAGAGGAGAGUCGACUCGGACAGACGGAAGAUAAACCCACAAGAUCCUGUAAACGCAAGUUGGACUUGACAUCGUUAUCUCUAGGCUCAAACGAUGCCACUAAAUCCCAGGAUUCUGAGAAGAAAGGUCCGGAAAGUCCUCCGCCGGCAAAGAGAUGGGUGAUCGGCCCUCUUUUCCAGUCGUUCAAAUCCAAGAUGGCGAGUUUCACGGAGAUCGUCAUGAGUCCCGUCCGACUUUUCAAACCCAACGAGCUUCCGGCCGGGUCGGACGACGGACCUCCUUCUGUGACCACCGAGAACGAUGAGGGCGAAGGAACCGACGGCAAAGAAGAGCAGAUAAAAUCGCCAGUCGUUCAGAGGCUGAAUUUUGACACCGAAUCAAUUACAGUGAGCGAUUCGGAGCAGAAUAAAGUUACGAUUUUACAGAACGGGUCAGAACGCAGAGGAGACUCGAUCCCAGAGGACGGUGGUACUUUUGGUUUGUUGAACCCCACAAGCACCAGGACGAGCCUUAGAGAAGGUUCUGAGAAAGCAAAGCAGGAGUCGACCGUUUUGUGUGAACCGAAGACGUCACACGAGACAACAGAGCACGAAGGACAGGCAGAGAAGAGUGAAGUCCCAGCCCAAAACCAGCCCUUACCCAAAAAGUUAAGGCUUCCAACUCUGGCUGUCGGAAAGAGGAAGAAAGGCAGAAGACUGGACAUGUGUGAACGAGAGGAGAUGGUGGAAAGUGUGGGGGGGGGAUGCACAGUUGGAACAUUGGGCCGAGAGGAAGGGGAAUCUCCAGCGAUCACGCAGACCAAGACGUUGGAGAACGAGACGCCGGUUCAGACUCUUAACCCGAGAAAGCCUCGAGUCUCAGUUAAUCGCAUUAGCAUUAGCAUGUGCAACAGUGGAGGUGUUCAAACGUCAGCCUUAAGACCUCGUAAUUCCUCAGAGGGAGAGAGAAUCGGGCUGAAGCGAGCAUCCAGAAGUAGAAGUAAAACAGAAAACGACGUGAAAUGUACGUUAGUGGCCUCGGACUUCGCGAGCGAUUCCACCACAAGUAUCUCUCCCGAUCAUCUCGGCACAAACGGAAUAAACAAUUCUACACCAGCAGGAGGUCCUCCGUCGACAGGUACCUGCGCGACGAGACGUCGUAAGCAGGCCAAACCGAACGGAGAGAUUAAACCUGACAUCGCGGGAAGCCGCCGCGGCGAUCCGACCGAGCGGUUGAGGUCAAGCGACGGAGCAUCAGAUUCCAAACUGACGCGAAGGAACGACGUCUGUCGGGCAAAGCGGAAAACCGAGACUUCCGCUAUGCAGAACGCUAAAAAGACGCACGUUAGGAAGACGAGAAGAGUUAAAAGAGACGUGGACGCGUUUGAAGAUCAGGGGAUGUCGAUGUCUCUGACGCUGAAGGUAGGAUCCGGAUUGGACGGGGAAAAGGACGCGGACCCUGUCAUGACCUGUGGAUUAACGACAAAGGGCAGGAAAACAGGAGACGGUGCGAUUCGAGCGGACGCUUCCUGUCCAACCAGGACAACGCCCGAGGGCCAUUUGUGUGUGAAAGAUUACCGGUUAACAGACGGACGUGUCGAGAAGCCAGAGGCUGACCGUCCGACGAGGUGGUGUGUGUAUUCAGAGAGACGAGAAACACAGGAAGAGCUAGAAAACGAAGACGACCCAAACGCAUGUCCGACGUCUUCAGGCUCGAACGGGCUCAAGCGCAGCCUCUCGUGCCCAGACAUCACCUCGCUCCAGCACGGGAACGUCUCCCGUACGGCUCCCGUCCACGACAAAACGCUGUAUCCUUCCUCUCCCCCGAAAAAGGGACCUCAUGUGAACGUGAUCGUCCCGUCUCCGAUCAAGCGAACCCGCAGACACACGGUGUGCAGCUUAGAAAUGGCGCGCGAGAUCGCCCCCUUGUGUCUCCGCAAGGAAGUGUAUCCCACAUGGGGCAGCGGUCCGAAACAUUCAUACCCACUCUCUCCUUCCAAAUCCUUGGCGUUCCUCGUCUCCUGUUUUUUAUCGAGCCCACUGGCGUUCCUGUCCAAGAAGUCGAGCCGAGGACACGGCGACGACAGCGGAUACGGAGCCGGCGGUAGCGACCUCGCUGUGUCGUCAUCGUCGUCGUCGUCUUUUCCUUCGCCACCUUCUCUAAGUUCUCCCGCUACCUCUAGGAUGACCGGCGGAUCUGCUUUCUUCGCCGACGCUCCGUGCGCCAGUGAUCAAUCCUCCCUGUCCUCACGCUGCAGAACGCAUCUGAUGUUUUCUCUUCCCAGUGUGUUCGAUGCCGUAUCCAUGGUGACCGACGAAGCUAUGGUUCAGCAGGAAGAAAACGGGCAAAUCUCGGCUGUAUCGGAGGAGAAAGCUUUUUCUGACUCGGAGAUUAAGACUGACAACAAACAAGUGGAGCAGAGAAAAGUUUCCUCCAUCCGCAUCCGCAAGACUCUUCCCAAACCACAGUACAAUUUGACUCCGAUGGGUCUCCCCAAAGCCGUUAGGAUAAAGAAGAAGGUGUUUAGCGUGGAGGAAAUCUACACCAACAAGAACUUCAGCAAGCCUCCUGAAGGGCGCUUAGAGACCAUAUUCGAAGUCCCUCUCAGCCGGCGAGACGGUUCCCAGUCCCUGAUCGGUCCGAAACGGGUGAAGAGAUUUGUCGUGUUUCCAGAACUGGGCGUGGCCAGGAAACCAAGGAGGUCUCUGUUUGGUGGAGCAGGAGGGGGCGGAGCUCAGAGAAAAGCAGCAGGGAAUCCCGGGACCGGAAGAACCCGCAGGGGCAGAGAGGAAGAAGUGGUUCAUCUGCAGGACGUCGAUUUGCUCCUGUGCACAAAACUAAACGAACUGGACGUGUGGAUGGCGAUGGAACAGAUGGUUUACUGAAACCUUCGCGGUCCCGCCCGUGCUCCUGCUCGCGAGUACGUACGGUACGGGCGCUCGUACGAGGGGCGGUCCGACGGCUGCGAACGCUUCUAAAGUUUUCCUGAGGGAUUGAAGAGGGCACUUAGCUUCAUGUCUCGUUCCUGUUCCAGACUUCAGACACGGAUUUAAGUUCUCUGUGCUCGAUUCAGCGUCUGUCUCGGUGUCGUAUCUCACUCGCAACACACUACUUUAUACUGCAAAAAUACUGACGCGUCGUGCGUUCUAUUAGAAAACCGUGACCUAGUCACGGAGAAGCCGACACAUGACUCGCUCACCGUUCAGGCGCUGUUGUUAGGCAACGGGGAAACGAACCAGAGGUCUGAUGAAGUCAUAAAUGCCACAAGGGUGAGCUGUUUACACGCCGAACACGACGUCCGCUCCUCUCGUCAGAUAAAGUUUCUUUUUCUAAAACGUUCCGGAUCGUAUUCCCGUCAGGACGUCCCUACGAGCACUUAACGUCGAUCCGCUCGAUACGAGAUCACAGCCAAUAAUAAUCAGACGUCCGGUACCGAAUGUGGAUGGAUAGAUAGAUAAAUAAAUAAAUGGACGCACCGUCCGUCGUUUAUUAGUCACGAGGUUCCUGAAUAGUUCGCUCGUUCUCUCAGGGAACGUCCUCGUCGUCCUCGUCGUCGUUUUGUAUAAACACUUGUGUAAAAUAGGAUUACAGGAUUCUGUCGAUCGUGUUGUGUUUUUUUUUUUGUUUUUUAUUUUUUAAAUCUAUUAGCUCAUGUCCAGUCACAGCUCUGUUUAUAAUGUCUGCGUUUUCUCUCACGCCGAACAAAAACUAGUCCCAUCACACCGUCCGUCGUGUUGUCAUGUGUUUAUUAUUAUUAUUAUUAUUAUUAUUAUUAUUUUUAAAGUUAAGUAAAUGCAAACCAUCUACAAGAAACGUGAAGGUGAAAUGUCCUGUGUUCUAUAUACUGUAUAUAAAACCUGUCUCUUUUUUUUAUGUUUAUACUUAUUAAAUUGAACAUUUGCUCGUAAA
Messenger RNA from Tachysurus fulvidraco (yellow catfish), 4362 nucleotides. RefSeq names its product proline rich 14 (gene prr14). The record is from RefSeq and is a predicted model, not a curated record. Bases 189 to 3338 code for a protein of 1049 amino acids. Lineage: Eukaryota; Metazoa; Chordata; Actinopteri; Siluriformes; Bagridae. The transcript has 9 exons.